Miniopterus natalensis is the source of this 2302-nucleotide messenger RNA. The record is from RefSeq and is a predicted model, not a curated record. Lineage: Eukaryota; Metazoa; Chordata; Mammalia; Chiroptera; Miniopteridae.
GGAUGGAGUCCCGUUGACCUUCUGACCAGGCCUGGAUUUAUUUUGCAGUACCUGGUGUGCAAAAGGAAGCUGGAGAGUAAAAAGGAAGCCCUGCUGAUCCUGUCCAAGGAGCUGGACACAUGCCAGCAGGAAAGGGACCAGUACAAACUCAUGGCCAACCAGCUCCGAGAACGCCACCAGUCCCUGAAGAAGAAAUACCGAGAGCUGAUCGAUGGAGAUCCAUCACUCCCCCCUGAAAAGAGGAAACAGGCUAACCUUGUACAACUAUUGAGAGAUUCUCAGGACCGAAAUAAACAUCUGGGAGAAGAAAUUAAAGAACUUCAGCAAAGGCUCGGAGAAGUCCAGGGUGACAAUAAGCUCUUGAGGAUGACAAUCGCCAAACAGAGGCUUGGAGAUGAAGAAAUCGGUGUGCGGCACUUUGCAGCCCAUGAGCGUGAAGACUUGGUUCAGCAGCUGGAGAGGGCGAAGGAACAGAUUGAGUCCCUGGAGCAUGACCUGCAGGCGUCUGUGGAUGAGCUUCAGGAUGUGAAAGAAGAGCGGUCCUCCUACCAGGACAAAGUGGAGAGGCUCAACCAGGAGCUGAACCACAUCCUGGGCGGCCACGAGAACCGCAUCAUCGACGUGGACGCCCUGUGUAUGGAGAACAGGUACCUUCAAGAGAGAUUGAAGCAACUUCAUGAAGAGGUCAACCUCUUGAAGUCUAACAUUGCCAAAUACAAGAAUGCUCUUGAGAGACGGAAAAACACAAAAGGCCAGGGUAAAUCCAGCAGCAGUGCUCUGACGGGAGUCCUCUCUGCAAAGCAAGUUCAGGACCUGCUAUCUGAGGAUCACGGAUGCAGCCUGCCAGCUACUCCGCAGUCCAUUUCUGAUCUGAAAUCCCUGGCAACGGCCCUGUUGGAGACCAUCCACGAGAAAAACAUGGUCAUCCAGCACCAGAGGCAGACCAACAAAAUCCUAGGGAAUCGGGUGGCAGAACUGGAGAAAAAAUUAAGAACUCUGGAAGUUUCUGGUUUGUGGAGCCUCCCCGGGGGCAAGGACACCAUACUGUUCAGUGACUCCACUCGUCCCACCAUGCAGAGGUCCAGAUCCCCACUACUGAAGUUCGUCGAGCAGCCCGCUGAGAACACAGCGAACCCCAAGGAUGGGGAGGUUCAGGCGCAAGAACAGGAUGAAAGCUGCGCCGCUGCCGAGGUGUUGACAGCACCCGAGGACGCUGGGAGGCCUGCUGUCAGCUCCGCCGCAAACCAGAGCCGCGGGGGCCAGCGCGAGCACUUUCACCCUGCCCUGCCCCGGCUGCCUUCCGAGGGAGGAGAAGCCAACGGGCUCCGGAGGGAAACGGUGACACUGAUGGAGGAACAGGCCGCUGCGGAGCCGGGCGGGGUCGGCGGCGACAGUCCCCUGGAGGGCCUGAGGGACGGCAGGGGGCCGGGCCUGGCCUCCGGGGGGCCGCUUCCCAGAUGCUGCCAGGACUCCUCUGAGUCCAGCCAGCCCGCACCCGAAGCUGCCACCCUGGAAGAUGGCAAGGAGCCUCCAGAGGCCGGAGGCCCAAGGAGCACCAUGAAAACAUGAAGGGGAGAGGGACCUGGCACGGUGACACGUCGAAGGCACUGGGGACGGUAAAGAGUUCGUCGUCAGAACAGCUCUCCGAAGUCGCUUUCUCCUAAAACACCUCCAAGUCUGCAAGUGAGAAAAGACACGGGUCCUGUCGCACACUGUGACUACUCUGAUGCCAGCACAGUUUGAUUUAUUAAAUGCGGGGCCUCAGGCUUCUAAGUGUCAUCUCUUUCUGCCGAAGACGCACCGCUGUGAACAUGGCCAGGCACGGAAUCGCGUCCGCCAUAUGGCUGGGUUUUGGCAUCCGUCUUUCUGUCAGCAUUUGUUUUAUUAGAGAUAAGACUUUUUUUUUAUUAGCGUUUAAUGUUGCCAAUCAAAAUUAUGGAAAGAGCUUGAAACCAAUGGGGUUUUUAAUCAGAUCUGCGUCUUUGCAACAGUUAGGCAGCUGGAGACCAGGGUGUAAUUGAGCAUAAUGGGUCCAGAGGGCCCGCCUGUCCACUUCCUCGUGUCAGGUCCCGGCAGGACCCCCCUCAUGGGUGUUCUUGGCAUCCUGCCUGCGGCACUGUCUGUCCUGGCACCGGCUGGCAGGUGGAAAGGGGCUUAGGCAGGCUCAGAAUGUGGGGCUUCUGGUCUGAAAUCCACAGCCCCUGUGGAGACCUGUUUGCUGACGGCUGGAGCCGAGUGUUCCAGCCUGUAAUUCUGCAGGAUUAAUCGACUGGACUGAUGGGGGUUGGGGGGUGAGAAAGGA